Messenger RNA from Salvia hispanica, 513 nucleotides. Lineage: Eukaryota; Viridiplantae; Streptophyta; Magnoliopsida; Lamiales; Lamiaceae. The record is from RefSeq and is a predicted model, not a curated record.
AUGAAAAGGAUCACAUAUGCUUCGGCCAUAGGAUCUAUUAUGUAUGCCAUGAUAUCCACUAAGCCAGAUGUGGCUUAUGCGCUUAGCAUGACAGGAAAAUUUCAGCAAAAUUCUGGUGAGGAAUAUUGGAAAACUGUUAAGACUAUUCUUAAGUACCUUAGAAGGACUAAAGAAUAUUUCUUAGUCUAUGGUGGACAACCAGAGUUAUCAAUUACAGGGUAUACUGAUGCUAGUUUCCAAACAGACCAUGACGACUAUAAGUCUCAGUCUGGAUAUGUUUUUAUCCUCAAUGGUGGAGCAGUGAGUUGGAAUAGUUUCAAACAAGGUACAACUGCCGAUUCCACCACCGAAGCCGAGUAUAUUGCUACAUCUGAAGCUGCCAAAGAAGCUAUUGCUUUGUUAGAGUUCGUUAAAGAACUGGGUGUCAUUCCAAGUGUCAGUAGUGCAACACCUUUGUACUGUGACAACACUGGUGCUGUUGCGCAAGCAAAACAUCCAGAGCUACGAACAUAA